Messenger RNA from Prosopis cineraria, 1834 nucleotides. RefSeq names its product berberine bridge enzyme-like 21. The record is from RefSeq and is a predicted model, not a curated record. Lineage: Eukaryota; Viridiplantae; Streptophyta; Magnoliopsida; Fabales; Fabaceae. Bases 142 to 1734 code for a protein of 530 amino acids. The transcript has a single exon. Gene Ontology annotation, molecular function: FAD binding; oxidoreductase activity.
UCCAUCACAAUAAAUUUCUAGAAAAAGUUCAAUGUUCUGAAUCACUAGGACCUCCCUUGUGUGUUGAAUUUCAUUCUCCUUCUCUCCGUGUAUAAUAUAUCAAGAAGAAUCACUGGUCAGCGCCUCUCAUAAGGGCCACCCAUGGCACCCACCUUCACGCUCCUGUCUUGUCUUGUUCUUCUUCACCUCUCUGUUUCUUUUGCAUACCCAGUAUAUGCUCCUUUCCUUCAAUGCCUGACCAAUAUAGCCCACCCGUCCGACCAUAUCUCAGAUGUAGUAUUCGCUGGCACCAACGUUUCCUACACUUCACUUCUUCAAAAUUACAUCCGAAAUGCCAGAUUCAACACUUCCUCCACCCCAAAACCCUCCGUCAUCGUAACCCCUUUGCAGCAGUCUCACGUCCAGGCCGCUGUAAUUUGUGCUAGAUCCAUCGGCGUACAGAUUAAAAUCCGAAGUGGCGGCCAUGAUUACGAGGGCAUCUCUUACGUCUCUUACCAGCCCUUCAUCAUCCUGGACCUCUUCAACUUCAGAAACAUCUCCGUCGACAUCCAAAACGAGGUCGCCGUGGUUCAGUCCGGCGCCACCGUCGGAGAGCUGUAUUAUCGGAUUUGGGAGAAAAGCAAGGUUCAUGGGUUUCCUGCCGGCGUGUGUCCCACCAUGGGGGUGGGAGGCCAUCUGAGCGGAGGAGGGUACGGGAACAUGCUUCGCAAAUUCGGCUUGUCCGUGGAUAACGUUAUCGAUGCCACAAUCGUUGAUGUGAAAGGUAGAAUAUUAAAUAAGGAUUCCAUGGGAGAAGAUCUUUUCUGGGCCAUCAAAGGAGGAGGAGGCGGGAGUUUCGGGGUUAUCCUGUCCUACACCGUGAAACUGGUUCGCGUGCCAGAAGCCGUAACUACCUUCCGUGUUGAGAAGACACUGGAAGAAAAUGCCACCGAUCUUGUGGUUCAAUGGCAGGACGUCGCUCCUCGUACAGACGACAGGCUUUUCAUGAGGUUACUGUUAGCGCCGGCGACAUCUAAGGUAAACAAGAAGCAGUUAACGGUAAGAGCUUCUGUGGUGGCACUGUUUCUGGGAGAAUCCAAAGAAGUGGUGACGCUACUGGGGAAGGAGUUUCCGCGGCUGGGUUUGAAAAAGGAAAACUGUAACGAGACGAGUUGGAUCGAGUCAGUGCUGUGGUGGGCGAAUUAUGAUGCGGGCACGAAACCAGAAGUGCUGCUGGACAGAGAGUUGAACAAGGCCAAGUUCCUGAAGAGAAAGUCAGAUUACGUUCAGACACCAAUUUCGAGGGACAGGUUGGAGGGGAUGUGGAAGAAGAUGACGGAGCUGGGGAAAAUAGGACUGGUUUUCAAUCCUUACGGAGGAAGAAUGAACGAGAUCCCAUCAGAUGCGACCGCUUUUCCUCAUCGAGGCGGGAAUCUGUUCAAGAUUCAGUACUCGGUGACUUGGGAUGAAGCGGGAAGUGCGGUGGAAAAGAACCUGACGUCUCAAGCAAAAAUGAUGUAUGAUUACAUGACGUCAUUGGUGUCGAAGAAUCCAAGGAGAGCCUUUUUGAAUUACAGAGACCUGGACAUUGGGAUGAAUAAAUUUGACGAGAAUAGCUACAGAGAUGGCAAAGUGUACGGAAGAAAGUACUUCAAUGAGAAUUUUGAGAGGCUGGUGAAGGUUAAAAGUGAGGUGGAUCCGAGAGACUUUUUCAGGAACGAGCAGAGCAUACCAAUACUUCCAUCAAAGCAAUAGAGCACUCUACACUACAGAUUAUGAGAGUAUUCAACGGAUGGCCUUACUUGUAUUGCCAGAUCGCCCUUGUGCCUAAUAAAAUCAUAUUUUAGGAUGACAA